Tarenaya hassleriana is the source of this 659-nucleotide messenger RNA. Its product is annotated as 40S ribosomal protein S20-1. The coding region runs from base 114 to 479 and encodes 121 amino acids. Gene Ontology annotation, biological process: translation. Gene Ontology annotation, cellular component: cytosolic small ribosomal subunit; ribosome. NCBI's taxonomy places the organism in Eukaryota, Viridiplantae, Streptophyta, Magnoliopsida, Brassicales, Cleomaceae. Gene Ontology annotation, molecular function: structural constituent of ribosome; RNA binding. The transcript is spliced from 4 exons. The record is from RefSeq and is a predicted model, not a curated record.
UAUAAAAACCCUAAAUCUACAAAAGCGGCUUUAGGGUUUUUUUUUUUCUUCUAGACAACACUCACGGCUGAAGAAAACCCUCUUCUGCUGAAGGAGAAGUUUCACGUGAAAACAUGGCGUACGCAAUGAAGCCAGCAAAGGCCGGUUUGGAGGAGCCAUUGGAGCAAAUUCACAAGAUCAGGAUCACUCUGUCCUCGAAGAAUGUGAAAAACCUCGAGAAGGUGUGUGCUGACUUGGUUCGCGGAGCCAAGGACAAGAGACUACGUGUGAAGGGACCUGUAAGAAUGCCGACCAAGGUUCUUCACAUCACUACCAGAAAAGCACCUUGUGGUGAAGGAACCAACACAUGGGACAGAUUCGAGCUGAGGAUUCACAAGCGGGUGAUCGAUCUCUUCAGUUCGCCCGACGUGGUCAAGCAGAUCACAUCCAUCACCAUUGAACCUGGAGUCGAGGUUGAGGUCACUAUUGCUGACUCUUGAAAACAAGUCUCUUCGUUUUUGCCACAGAAUAUCUGAAGAGCUUACUUCCCUUUUUUUUUCUUUACAUUAUGUUCCAUCUCUAAAGAUUCCCUUUUUAGUGGAUUUAUAUCGAGUUGAAGUUAUGAUGUCAUUCGGAUUUUUGUUGGCUUAGUUAUUUACACCAUUGGGUUUUUCUUCAUU